UAAAAGGAAGGGUGUUCCUAUUUGUGACGUCAUAAUUGUUCAUCAUGCAUCAAUCGUUAUGUGUGUGACAUAGCACGCGUGCUGAUAACGUUGGAACGUAAAACUGACCAACUUUGCGGACUAAAUUCGCCCAUUUCUGUGCCAUUUUUGGUUGGAAUUUUGAUACCAGUCAACGGGUGGGAUACUGAGGAUACUCCUGCGGCACCAUUGAUCCCGAAGUUAUGUCCGGGGAAGCGGGCACGACGGGGACAAGUACCCGUGCGUCUGCCGCGAGCACUGGGCCGACCUCGGCCGUCAAGAUACGGGGCUCGCCCAGCAAGUACGUCAAGCUGAAUGUCGGCGGUGCGCUGUUCUACACCACCAUUGACACGCUGACCAAACAGGAUAACAUGCUGAGGGCCAUGUUUAGCGGACGGAUGGAAGUCCUGACUGAUUCUGAAGGAUGGAUCCUUAUCGACCGCUGCGGCAAGCACUUCAACAUCAUCCUCAACUACUUGCGAGACGGUCAGGUUCCACUUCCGGAGCUACAGAGCGAAAUCGAGGAGCUUCACAACGAAGCCAAAUAUUACCUGAUCCAAGGGCUGGUGGACCAGUGCCAGAAAGCGUUGAAGAGAAAACGGGACGAGUAUUUUCCCGUGUGUCGCAUUCCUGUCAUAACGUCGCAGAGGGAAGCACAACUGCUUAUCAACGGCUCAACAAAGCCAAUUGUCAAGCUGUUAUACAACAGACAAAACAACAAAUAUUCCUACACAAGCAACUCAGAUGACAACAUACUGAAGAACAUUGAAAUGUUUGACAAGCUCUCGGUGCGUUUCAACGGACGCGUCAUCUUCGUCAAGGACGUCAUCGGCGGAAACGAGGAAAUCUGCUGCUGGUCCUUCUACGGCCACAGUCGAAAAGUUGCUGAGAUUAGCUGCACAUCCAUUAUGUACACCAGUGAGAAGAAACAAACAAAGGUUGAAUUUCCUGAGGCUCGAAUCUUGGAAGAAACGUUAAACAUUCUCCUCUACGAAAAGUUGGACAGCCAAGACGCCGAGGCCAUGCACAACAUAGGCACCAAGCUAGGCUCCUUCGCAGCCGCUGCGGCGUGCCACAGUGAUGACGACGAGGACCACCGAGUCCGGAAGACAUGAGAAGAGACUAGUCAUCAACGACCCUGUGCUGGGCCAAUUUUCAUGGAGCUGUUGAACAGAAAAGAUUGCUUAGCGAAUUUAUGUGCUCAGUAAGAAUAAGCUGGGAACCAGUGAGCAAUGUGAAUCCCAUGAUAUAUUUUCUGGUUACCAGUUUUUGCUAAGCAAAUAUGAGCUUAGCAAAUUUCUGUGCGCAGCAAAGAUAAACAAGGAACCAGUGAUAAGCAAGUUGAAUCCUAUGAUAUUUUGGCUGGUAGGCCAUGUUUGCUAAGCAAACAUUUUCUGAGCUGAGCACAUUUCUGUGCUUAGCAAAGAUAAACAGGGAACCAGUGAUAAGCAAGUUGAAUCCUAUGAUAUUUUGGCUGGUAACCUGUUUUUGCUAAGCAAAUAUUUUCUAAGCUUAGCAAAUAUCUGUGCUUAGUAAAGUUCAACAGGGAAUCAGUGAUAAGGAAUGUGAAUCCAGAGAUAAUUUGGCUGGUAACUUGUCUUUGCUAAGCAAAUAUUUUCGUAGCUGAGCAAAUUUCCGUGGUUUUGGCUGGUAACCUGUUUUUGCUAAGCAAAUAUUUUCUGUGUUUUAUCAAAUUGCUGUGCUUAGCAAAGAUAAACAGGAAACCAGUGAUGAGCAAUAUGAUUCCAAUGAUAUUUUGGCUGGUAAGCUGUAUUUACUUAGCAAAUACUUUCUGAGCUUGGCAAAUAUCUGUGCUUAACUAAAGAUAAACAGGGAAUCAGUGAUGAGCAAUGUGAAUCCAAUCAUAUUUUGGCUGGUAACCUGUAUUUGCUUAGCAAUUUUUUCUAAGCUUAACAAAUUUCUGCAAUGCGUCCCAGAUGUCAUAUUUUUUCAGCAGAACAUUUUGCUUAGCAAAUAUAAGCUGGGAACCAGUGAGAAAUGUAGAUCUUAUGAUAUUUUAGCUGGUAACAUGUUUUUGCUAAGCAAAUAUUUUCUGAGCUGAGCAAAUUUUUUCCCUUAACAGAUCUAUGAAAUUAGCCCCGAAUCUCAUGGUGUAUCAUUAAGUCAAAAUCGGAAUUACAAAUUGCAUACCUCUGAACAUUCAAACAUAAUAGUGAAGUUAUGGUAUGACAUCGUACCUUUAUAGAAAAUUUAAAUAUUGUGUAGAUGGAAUAAGAGUCUGUAGAAUGCUUGCAAAAUCUGGAAGAAAUGGAAGAAUCUUUCGCACAAAAUUCCAACAUCUUAAAAACUGCAGCUGAGUUUGCAGUAGGGCUGUGCCGAAUAUACCAAAUAUUCGAAUAUUCGAAUAUUCGAAUAUUUGAUCAUCAACCGAAUAUCUGAAUAGCGUUUUUCUAUUCAAGUAUUCAGUCUCUAUAGGAGAAGAUGAAAAACAUCCAUGGUGUUAUUUUAAUCGUAUCAGUUACAUGGCUUUAUUGUUUGCCAAAUGUCACACUUUUUUAAAAAGGACUAAAAUCGGUCAAAUAUCUGUUUACAUUAUUUUAAAUGCACUCUCUGUCAAUUUUUUGAAAUUAUUUAUUUAUGUGUGUGUGUAGUUGGAAUUCCGAACUGGCUUAUUGACAUCGGUGGCAACAUCCUUCAACAUUCCGAUAGGAAGAAGGCCGCGCAAUGGAAUGGGACCGUUUCACAUUUGUUAGUGAAACCAUCUCAGCAGAACUUUUUGUACAAAAUUCUAUAUUGUAUGUAAAUUGACAUAUUCGUCAAGCCAGAUUUAAAAGUAUUUGGCGAGAAGCAUGGACACAUGUGAGAACGUGUAUAAAGAAUGUAUCUGAAAAUAAAAUUAAAAAGCUGGUAAAUUACCAUGUACAAUUUUGGUACAAAAAAAAUGUGUUCAAAAACUUAAUGUAUUCCCUGUAUUGUAACUUGGCAUUUUGGGGAUUCUUUGCCCCUUCUGUACAAUGGAAAUAAAGUGAAAAUAAUGAGACAUUUACUUUUUUUGUCA
This is a messenger RNA of Patiria miniata (bat star), 3037 nucleotides long. RefSeq names its product BTB/POZ domain-containing adapter for CUL3-mediated RhoA degradation protein 3-like. Gene Ontology annotation, cellular component: Cul3-RING ubiquitin ligase complex. Bases 222 to 1133 code for a protein of 303 amino acids. Gene Ontology annotation, biological process: protein homooligomerization; protein ubiquitination; proteasome-mediated ubiquitin-dependent protein catabolic process. Lineage: Eukaryota; Metazoa; Echinodermata; Asteroidea; Valvatida; Asterinidae. Gene Ontology annotation, molecular function: protein binding; ubiquitin-protein transferase activity. The transcript is spliced from 5 exons. The record is from RefSeq and is a predicted model, not a curated record.